AUGGCGGAAGAUAGGAAAAAGUUCGCGGCGCCGCCUGGUGUGGGCGCUGGAAGGCCUGACCAUCCCUUCGCUGUGACUGUCGAAGAGCCCAUACCCAAUGCAAUCGUCCCGGACGGGUACGGGAUCAAGUAUCAUGCCUAUCAUACCAUCACGGAGGGUGUCUUCUUGCCAGCAGGUACAUCACUCCCUGGCGGAGCAGUCUUGCCAAUGUCAAGUGUCGCCGACUUUCCUAUGGUGUUGCCUCUGGGGACCAAGUUGCCCGGAGGUGUGAUGGUCCCUGUGAGCUCUGCAUAA
Messenger RNA from Cryptococcus wingfieldii CBS 7118, 294 nucleotides. RefSeq lists its product as hypothetical. The coding region runs from base 1 to 294 and encodes 97 amino acids. The transcript is spliced from 4 exons. NCBI's taxonomy places the organism in Eukaryota, Fungi, Basidiomycota, Tremellomycetes, Tremellales, Cryptococcaceae. The record is from RefSeq and is a predicted model, not a curated record.